AGAUACAGCAAAAGGGAUAUUAAACUAGGGCUUAUAUCGGCCAUUAUUUCUGAUUACUGGGGAGGUUUCAAGGCGCAAAAUGGCCGUGAUGAUUGGAAUCACUUUCAGAGUUUCUUGGUUUUGUUGCCUGGUAAUUGGUAGGAUAACCUUUCCUACAUCAAGCUCACUUAGGUCUAAAGGAUAUGGAAAAUACAUCUCUCCAACAGCUCAAUUGCAAGCGCAGCUGACCGAAGAGCAACAGAAACAUCUGGCCUCAAUCCUGCAAAAGCAACUGGCCCCCAUGCCCCAGGCACCUCAGAAAAUGUGGUAUCCAGCUCAAAUGCCCCAGCAGCAAAAGCAACCAGCUACUGGGCCUCAGCAGCAAAGGGGAAUUACCACCAUGCCCCAGAAGCAACCGGCUCCAAUGGAUAUACCGCAGAAACAACCAACAGCUAUGCCCCAGCAAACAUGGUAUCCGGCUCAAAUGCAGCAGAAGCAACCGGCCACCAUUCACCAGCAAGUGUGGCAUUCAGCUCAAAAGCCGCAGAAGCAAAAGCAACCAGCUACUGAACCUCAGCAGCAGAAGGAACCGGCCGCCAUAAGCCAGCAACCUCAGCAAGUGUUGCAUCCAGCUCAAAAGCCCCAGCAGCAGAAGCAACCCCCGCUGAACCUCGGCAGCAGAUUGACCUGACCGCCAUGCCCCAGCCUCAGCAAAUGUGGCAUCCAGCUCAAUUUCCCCAGGAGCAACCCGUCCCUAUGCGUCAACUGCAGAAGGAUCUGACCGCCAUUCCACCACAACUGUGGCAUUCCGCUCAAAUGCCCCAGCUGCAUAAGCAACCGGCUGCCAUGCUUCAGAAAGUGUGGCAACUGGCCCCCGUUCCCCAGCAGCCUCAUGACGUGUGGUAUCCAGCUAAAAUGGUCCAGAAGCAACGAGCCGCUGCAACUCGGCGGCAGAAGGAACUGAUCACCAUGCCUCAGCAAGUGUGGUAUCCAGCUCAAAUGCCCCAGGAGCAGAAGCAACCGGCCACCAUAACGCAGCAAGAGUUGCAUCCAGUGCACGUUCCCCAGCAGCAACAGGAACCGGCCACCAUACCCCAGCAAGUGAGAUAUCCAGGUCAAAUGCCACAGAAGCAUCUGGCCUCCAUGCCUCUGCCGCAGAAGCAACCGACCGCCAUGCCCCAGCAAGGGUGGCAUCCAGCUCCAAUGCUGCAGACUCAACUGGCCCCAAUGCCUAUCCUGCAGAAACAACCAACAGCUAUACUCCAGCAAACAUGGUAUCCAGCUCAAAUGUCCCAGCAGCAGAAACAACUGGCCACCAUGCUGCAGAAGCAACCAGCCCCAAUGCCUCAACCGCAGAAGGAACAGGCCACCCUGCCCCCGCAAGUGUGGCAUCCAGCUCAAAUGCCACAGCAGCAAAAGCAACCAGCUACUGAAACUCUGCAGCAAAUUGAACCGACCGCCAUGCCCCAGCCACCUCAGCAAAUGUGGCAUCCAAAUCAAUUUCCUCAGGAGCAGAAGCAACCAGCCCUAUGCAUCUACCGCAGAAGGAACUGACUGCCAUACCCCAACAACUGUGGCAAACGGCUCAAAUGCCCCAGCAGCAUAAGCAACCGGCUGCCAUUCUUCAGCAAGUGUUGCAUCUGGCACAGAAGCAACGGCCCCUAUGCCCCAGCAGCCUCACGGCGUGUGGUAUCCAGCUAAAAUGGUCCAGAAGCAACAAGUCGCUGCACUGACCGCCAUGCCGCAGACGCAUCAGCAAGUGUGGCAUCCAGCUCAAUCUCCCCAGCAGCAGAAGCAACCGGCCUCCACCCCUCUACCGCAGGAGCAGCCGACCGCCGUAUCCCAGCAAGUGUGGUAUCCAGCUCAAAUGUCCCAGCAGCGGAAGCUACACUGCCAUGCCACAGCAGCAACUGACCGCCAUGCCUCAGCAGAAGCACUACCAAAGCACUGAAGAUGGUGCCUUUGGUAGCGCUCAGGCCAGCAUCGUUGAACAGUCGGGUGUCAUCCCAAUCUAUUCCUACAGUUCCAAAUCGCACUACGAGAAUGGCAGAACUGUCUUUUCCCAAAUCAGCUACACUCCUAGGGAGGCAAUGCCUGUUGACAGUGGAAAUGCUCCCAAGGACGAUUAUGUUAGCUUUGGUGCACCAAGCAUAUAUCCACCACUAGUGAAGGAUUCUGCAAGAUAAUGGUUCACUUUAACCUGCUCUGAACUUUGCUCUCUGAAUUUGAAGUCCUUUGUACUAACCAUAUAUCUAUCAACAGGAAAAUGUAAUGGAUUCAUCCUCUAGAAGCUCUAAUGGUGAGAAUUGUUUAACAUUGGUAACAUAACAUUCUGUGCUGCUGACACUGCAUUUCUUUCUGCUUUUGUUUCGACCAGGACGUUUCUGGUGCUCUUGCUACUCCAGAGUUAUGGAAUCAAUAAACAAUUUUACUUUCAAAAAUG
Messenger RNA from Oncorhynchus keta (chum salmon), 2422 nucleotides. RefSeq names its product activating signal cointegrator 1 complex subunit 2 homolog. The transcript is spliced from 3 exons. The record is from RefSeq and is a predicted model, not a curated record. NCBI's taxonomy places the organism in Eukaryota, Metazoa, Chordata, Actinopteri, Salmoniformes, Salmonidae. Bases 676 to 1533 code for a protein of 285 amino acids.